UUCGUGUCGUAUCUAGAAUGUAGGGCUUUUGAAGGUAUGCUUAGCAUUCCCGACACGAUCGCCUCGCUCAAAGCUUGCGGCGGCGCCAGCGACCUCCAGUCCGCCAGGAAGAUCCACGCCACUGCGGCGCACCAAGGCAAUGCUCUCAACGUUUUCGUGGCCAACGCCAUCGUUUCCACUUACGCCAGGUGUGGCGGCAUUGAAGACGCCCGCCGUUUCUUCUUCCAGGGAAUGCUGGCCGCCGGAGCUCUGGACAGUGUCUCGUGGAAUUCGCUCGUCGCGGGGUAUGCGCACGCUGGGAAGGGGGAGGUCGGGCUCCAGGUAUUCUCGGCAAUGCAAGAUCUCGGCUUCGUUCCAAAUCCCCGGACUCUCGUGGCCGUGCUCAAGUGCUGUGCGGACUGCGCGGACAAGGAGAAAGAUCACGAGAGAGACUCUAGAAGAUCGAGCUCGAAGAAACAUGGAGAAUCCACGAUGGUCGAUUCUUUGGAGAUUGCCAGAAGCGUGGAAGCUUUGGCCGUGAAGCUGGGAUUUGAGUCGGAUAUCUACGUCGCGAACACGCUCAUCGAUACUUUCGUCAAGUCCGGGAGCUUGGACGAUGCUCGGCGGGUGUUUGAGAGGAUGAAACACCGCAGCGUCGUCUCCUGGACAAGCUUGAUGAUGGGAUACGCACAGAUUGGACGAGGAGAGGUCGCGCUGGAGCUCCUUCUUCGGAUGGAUUCCAGUGGCUGCAAGCCAAACGCGAGAACUUACGUCGCCACCUUGAAAGCUUGCACCAACAUGGCCACCAGGGAAGAACCAAAGAUGAAAAGUUUGGAGACGGGGAUGGCUCUUCACUCCCGGCUGGCGAGAUCUGGCUAUGACGCAGAGAUUUUCGUGGCGAGCACGCUGGUGGAUUUCUACGCAAAGUGUGGGAGCAUCCAAGACGCGGAGCGGGCGUUUUGGAGAGCGCAGUGCCGCGACCUGGUGCUGUGGAACGCGAUGGUGAUGGCUUGCGCGCUGUGUGGACGAGGAGACCUUGCCUUGGAGUUCUUCCGGAGCAUGCAAGAGGUAGAAAAAUUCACUCCAAACGCGAGAAGUUUUGUCUCCGCCUUGACGGCUUGUUGUGACUGUGCAGCCAAGGAAGCUGGUCAGCGUCUCGCUUCCUCGAGCUCGAUGAAGGGUGGACGGCUUUUCAAGCUCAAGUCUCUGGAGAGAGGCAUGGCUCUUCACUCGGAGCUUGCAAAUGGUGGCUACGAGAUGGAUGUUUUCGUGGCCAACACUCUGGUCGACUUCUACGCCAAGUGUGGAACCAUGGACGACGCGCAGCGGGUCUUCAACCGGCUAGAGAAGAGGUGGAGCGUCGUGUCAUGGACAGCUCUCAUCCUUGGCUACGCUCAGAAUGGAGAUGGCGAAAUUGCGCUCGAGCUUUUCCAGUUCUUCACGAGAUUGGAUCAGUGCCAGCCAAAUUCAAGAACCGUGGUGGCUGCUCUAAAGGCCUGUGCGGAGCUCUCGGCGAAAGAACAGGGCCAGGUGAUUCAAGGCAAGGUUGUCAAGCUAGAGUCCAUGGAGAAGGGAUUUUCUCUCCACGCCGAGGCAGAAAGGAUGGGGUGUGGCUCGGAGCUUUUCGUGCAGAACAGCCUUGUGGAUAUGUACUGCAAGUGUGGAAGCAUGGAAGACGCUAGCCGGGUGUUUUGGAGGAUGAGAAGGCGUGACUUGGUCUCGUGGAACGCUCUCAUCCUGGGAUACGCACAGAACAGCAGCAGCGAGCGAGCAUUGGAACUCUUCGACCUCAUGCAAGUGAAAGAUGGCUUGAGACCUGAUGGAGCAACUUUCAUCGCUGCCUUGAAAGCCUGCGCAAACUUUCCAGCGAGAGAUCAAGCUCUUGGCCUGGAGAGGGGCGUGGCAAUCCACACUCAGAUGUCAGAGCUUGGCUGCGAGUGCCAGAUUUUGGUGGCAAACACGCUGGUGGACAUGUAUGCCAAGUGCGGGAGCUUGUCCAGCGCGAGGAGAGUUUUUGAGAAGAUGGAGAACCGUGACUUGGUUUCGUGGAACGCGAUGAUAUCAGGCUAUGCUCAGGCCGGAGAGGCGGAGCUGGCGCUCGAGCUCUUUCGGCGGAUGCUGGAGAACGGGUCUUUCGUUCCGGAUGGAGUGACUUUCAUGGCGGCUUUGAAAGCUUGCGGGAUCCUGGGAGCUCUCAAGACAGGGAAAGAGAUCCACGCGGAGAUCCGUGGUGGUGAUCACUUGGAGGAGCACAAGCAGCAGCUCGCGUCCUGUUUGAUCGAUUUCUACGGAAAGUGUGGAAGCAUGGUCGAUGCAAUGGAGGUUUUCCAAGCUAUGGAGACGAGGAACUCGGUGGCGUGGAACACAGUCAUGGCAGGAUUUGCAAAGCAAGGCAAUACUGCUCGAGUACUGGAGCUCUUCGAGAAGAUGGUGGAAGAAAGAAUCCGGCCCAGCGGCGUAACUUUCCUGUUGAUCCUCACGGCUUUCAGCCAUGCCGGCCUUGUAGACAAGGCGAGGGAGUUCUUCGAGCUCAUGAAAAAGUUUGGAAUCUCGCCGGGCCUGGAUCACUACACUUGCAUGGUGGAUCUCUUGGGACGAGCAAACCGCCUGGACGAUGCCUUGGAAACCAUAGAAAGCAUGCCUGUGGAGGCCGACAAGACGAUUUGGCUCGCGCUCUUGGCUGCCUGCCAGAAGUGGAGGAAUGUGAGAAUUGGAAGGGUGGCGUUUGAGGCCGUGAUGAGAUUGGAUGGCCGGGAGGGAGCAGCCUAUGUGUUCUUGGCCAACACUUACGCAGCUUCCAGCUUUCCAGACGAUGGAAGAAGAAAGAACACGCUGCUGGAGAACAGAUCUUGAGGGAACACCGUCAUACAAAGUUUGAUCUUUUGGAAUAGCCUGGGAGUGUGAACUUUAGAUAUAGAUCUUCUCCACUGCU
Molecule: messenger RNA, 2911 nt
Organism: Selaginella moellendorffii
Lineage: Eukaryota; Viridiplantae; Streptophyta; Lycopodiopsida; Selaginellales; Selaginellaceae
Product: pentatricopeptide repeat-containing protein At2g13600
Exons: 1
Coding region: 37-2832 (931 amino acids)
Biological process (GO): RNA modification
Molecular function (GO): RNA binding; protein binding
Source: RefSeq, a predicted model, not a curated record